GUCAUCCGGACCAUGGCAGAAAGUAUAGCAGAAGAUCGCUGAUAACCUUUCAGAGAAUUUGUACGAUCGAUUGAGAGUAAUAUAUAUCAGAUCAAAAUGGCAAGGUGGCAUUACAUUCUUGUACUUGUUGUUCUUUCAGUUGCUCAUGAUGCAGCUGCAAGAAAUGUGCCUAAAGAAAGCACUAAUGCAGUUGGCCUCGAUGACGAAAAGAAUUUCAUUGUAUAUGGUGGGAUAGGUGGUUUUGCUGGUGUUGGUGGUGCUGGUGGUGGUGGUGGUCUUGGAGGUCUUGGUGGGCUCGGCGGUGGUUCUGGACUUGGUGGAGGCAUUGGUGGUGAUGGUCUUGGUGGCGGCAUUGGUGGUGGCGGUAUUGGUGGCGGCGGUAUUGGUGGCAACAUUGGUGGACUUGGUGGAAGUAUUGGCGGUGGUAUCGGUGGCGGUAAAGGAGAUUGUGCUGAUGGUGGUGCUGGUUCUCUUCUUCAUCCUUGAUUACGCUUCAUGCAUGCAUGGGGUUAAUUUUAUGUUCAGUUACGUACUACUUUGAUCAUAUAUGUUACUUUGUUUUGGAAGUUUUGUAUUUCAGAUGGUGUAUUUUCAGUUUUAUGAGUCAUUAUUUGCUUUGUUAUGUACUGGAAUUUGGUUGAGAAGUUUGUAAUUUUGUUCAUUAUAAUUUCGUAAAAUAUAUGUUUUUUUAUUUUUCUUA
This is a messenger RNA of Ricinus communis (castor bean), 700 nucleotides long. RefSeq names its product acanthoscurrin-2. The coding region runs from base 97 to 486 and encodes 129 amino acids. The record is from RefSeq and is a predicted model, not a curated record. The transcript has a single exon. Lineage: Eukaryota; Viridiplantae; Streptophyta; Magnoliopsida; Malpighiales; Euphorbiaceae.